CUGUCGAUGAGAAUUUAUCUUGCAGUGGUGGGUCAAUCCCGGUCUGGACUCGUGUCAUGAUUAAUGAGAUUGUUGCAAUAUCAAUCUCACAAUUGUCGCCGCCGUUGCCACUAUGCUUCAUCUACCAGUACUACCGUUGCCCGGUUGUGCCUCUAGCGACCUCAAGCCUCGGCUGUCCGAGAUGAAUGGACUGGGGUGACGGCACGUUUCCUGUCUGUCCCUCCGCUUUUUCUCACCGUAUGCGGCUCUCUCUUCUCCCUCUUCUCUCCCUCUCGUGCCACUGUGUACCUCUUCACACCCGCACACUCACACGCUCCCAUCACACCACACAUAACACAUCCAUACAUCUACACAUAUGCACCCGCGCAUACGCUCUCAAGCUGUGUGCCUGUGUCCUUUGUAUCUUUCUGCGUCUCCUGUUCCUGUCAUUGGGCCCCUCCCGCCCGCAGUGUUACCAUCACUUCAGGUCGACCACCGGAAAAGUCCACUCUGUUCUGCUCUUGCUCCGACGGGGGUGGGACAUGCCGAUAAUAUUCCGUAUGAAACUUGUGAUGAUUCGAUGGCGUCGUCUGUCACACCCUCGUCCGAAUGCCUUAGCCGGUCGAUCGCCCAGGUCCUGAUGAGUCAUGAUGAAGACAGAGUAGCGAGCGGCUUGGCGGAUGUCUCGCAAUCCUCCUCUGCUUGAUUGAGAAAUUUAGAUUCGAG
Messenger RNA from Dissoconium aciculare CBS 342.82, 705 nucleotides. RefSeq lists its product as uncharacterized. The transcript has a single exon. Lineage: Eukaryota; Fungi; Ascomycota; Dothideomycetes; Mycosphaerellales; Dissoconiaceae. Bases 356 to 685 code for a protein of 109 amino acids. The record is from RefSeq and is a predicted model, not a curated record.